Molecule: messenger RNA, 909 nt
Organism: Blastocystis hominis
Lineage: Eukaryota; Bigyra; Opalinata; Blastocystidae
Exons: 4
Coding region: 1-909 (302 amino acids)
Biological process (GO): mRNA 3'-end processing by stem-loop binding and cleavage
Cellular component (GO): mRNA cleavage and polyadenylation specificity factor complex
Molecular function (GO): RNA binding
Source: RefSeq, a predicted model, not a curated record
AUGAAGCAACGAUCGGGAAUGGCGGAAGAAGAAAAAGAACCGAAGGUGCAAUCGAAGCAGAAUAUGUUUCAGAACUUGCUGUAUCGUCAAACGAAGUUGUUGAGAGUUUUUAGAUUCGAUCGAAUCGACGACGACGUGGAAAUCGACGAUUUCGGCAUCGUAACCAAAGAAUACGUUCCCGUCCUCGAACAAAACAUCAAAGACGACGAAUCCGAUAUGGAAGAAGAGCUCUCCGACUAUGAAGAAGAGAAGAACUACUACACCUACAAGAUCUCCCAGGACGAGCUCUCCAUCGCCAUCCGCCGCGAAUUCAUCGACUUCAACGGACUCACCGACUAUCCCUCGCUUCACAACAUCAUCAAGCGAUUGAAGCCCAGCGACGUCAUUUGCUGGCACGGAUCCCCCGCACAACGAGACUUCCUUCGGUCCCAUCUGCAGCAGGACGACAGCUAUGCUGUCAUGCUCGCCAAUAACGGGGAAACCGUGGAAAUCCAGAGUCAUAACAGCAUCGUCGAUAUGCAGCUCGAUGAUUCGCUUUUGGCUUCGCUUUCGCGGCAAAAAAUCGGCGAAUACGAAAUUGCUCGAGUGUGUGGAAUCGUGGAAGAAAUCGAGGAACCCCAGCAGGAGCGAUAUAAACACAAAUUAAUCGCGGGAACGGAGGAGUUGGGAAUUGCGCCGAUCGAAGUGCGGCGAGACAUGUUGGUUCUGCGAAAAGUGCAUGAACUGCUGCUGAAAGAUACGAAAAUGGAUGUGCGCUGGGAGAAUUUCUGCAUUCGAGAUGACACAGGGAAUGUGAUGAUCCGAAGUGAGAAAGAUAUGCUGGUGGUGGAAGGAAACGUGUCUCCAGAGUUUGAUAUGGUUCAAAAGUUGCUGAGUGAGCAGUUUAUCAUUGUUUUUUCUGUUUGUUGA